AUGUGUCUGAGUUAUGAUUGGCUCACUGACACAAUCUACUGGACGGACUCUGGCGCAAAUCAAAUCAAGUCUUACGCAGUUGGUGCUGGUGGUCCGGUAACGGUGGUUCUCUCAUUACAUAAUACAUUGGGACCUCUUACCCUUGACCCAUUCACAAGACAAAUCUUCUGGAUCAACCGGACAACCGGAGAUAUCAAAAGUGCCUUUUAUAAUGACUCAGACUCGGUGAAGACUCUGGUAACCUCCGGUAUCAACACUGCAGGUAUUCAUUGUGAUCCAGUCAAACAAAAGUUAUUCUGGACUGACAGAAAUAAAGUGAACAGUGUGUAUACAAACGGGACUGGUGGCAAAACAGUCAUUACAACAGAUCUCAACCACAACAACAGAGGCCUGGUGGUGCACAAGGAGCUGGUGUUUUGGACAUCGUAUGGACCGUCUGCGUACAUCGACUCAGGGAACCUUUAUCACAAAGUUCAUAGAACACGCUCAACUUUUGCCUCUCAACCACUGGUGGACCUGGACAUUUUAGACAAUUAUGUCCGACAACAAACGAGAGGCGUGUGUUUUGAAAAUGGCGGAUGCGAUCACUACUGUGUACCAACAGGGGGCGCCACCAGGGAGUGUAGGUGUGAGCUGGGUUUUAAGCUACAGACGGAUGGACAGACGUGCAGCACAGAAUUUCUGUCAGUAGACCACUUUCUCAUGGCAGACCUCAUUGCUGGGCGUUUUUAUCAAGUUGACAUGAACACUGGGAAUGUGAGCGGGACUUUUAAGCCUAUGGGAAACAGUGAAACUGUGUCCGUGAAUCCCGACCACAGUAUGGUUUACUGGUCGGACUUCGUACAAAGAGAAAUUCGCUCCAGUGAUCUAACCGGAAGCAACAUGAAAACAGUUUUCACCCUAGGUGUGUGUAGAGCUCACCUUCUUCUUUAG
This is a messenger RNA of Liolophura sinensis, 933 nucleotides long. RefSeq names its product low-density lipoprotein receptor-related protein 4-like. The transcript has 7 exons. Gene Ontology annotation, biological process: canonical Wnt signaling pathway. Bases 1 to 933 code for a protein of 310 amino acids. Gene Ontology annotation, molecular function: Wnt receptor activity; Wnt-protein binding. The record is from RefSeq and is a predicted model, not a curated record. Gene Ontology annotation, cellular component: plasma membrane. NCBI's taxonomy places the organism in Eukaryota, Metazoa, Mollusca, Polyplacophora, Chitonida, Chitonidae.